Molecule: messenger RNA, 1173 nt
Organism: Dromiciops gliroides (monito del monte)
Lineage: Eukaryota; Metazoa; Chordata; Mammalia; Microbiotheria; Microbiotheriidae
Product: olfactory receptor 10R2-like
Exons: 2
Coding region: 1-1173 (390 amino acids)
Biological process (GO): G protein-coupled receptor signaling pathway
Cellular component (GO): membrane
Molecular function (GO): olfactory receptor activity; G protein-coupled receptor activity
Source: RefSeq, a predicted model, not a curated record
AUGAUGAGGGCCUACAUUGGAGUGAUGGCAGUAUCAGAGGAGAGAAGGGGAGAUACUGAAGAAAUGUUGGAAGCUGAAAUUGACAGAUAUUCACAACAGAUUGAGUUCACGUGGUCAGAUAGUGAAGAACUUAGGAUGAUGCCAGCAGGAAUGAUCCUUCAAUCUAUAGAACUCAGGAUCCUCUUCUUCUCUCAUUCAUCUAUGCAGGUCAUUCGAUGGAGUCAGCUUCCUCCUGAAAACAUAACCAUGGUCUCUGAAUUCCUCUUGCUGGGCUUUUCCAACCUCCAAGAAAUUCAGCUUUUGCUCUUUGUUAUCUUCCUUUUCCUCUACCUUGUCAUCUUGAUUGGAAAUAUCACUAUUGUCACCGUCAUCAUCCUGGAACAUAGCCUCCAUACCCCCAUGUACUUCUUCCUAGGUGCUCUCUCAGUGUCUGAGACCUGCUAUACCUUUGUUAUCCUGCCAAAGAUGCUCAUCAAUCUUCUCUCAGUGCUCAGGACCAUCUCCUUUACCCACUGUGCAAUUCAGAUGUCCUUUUUCCUUGGCUUUGCAGCCACCAACUGCCUAUUGUUAGUUGUAAUGGGUUAUGAUCGCUAUGCUGCCAUCUGCCACCCUCUGCGCUACCCCAUCCUCAUGAACUGGCGGACAUGCAGAAUACUAGUAGUCACUUGUGGGGUGACUGGCUUUCUCAUCUCAACAGUAAUCACAAACUUGGUCUUCAGCCUGCCCUUUUGUAACUCUAAUAAGAUCAACCACUACUUCUGUGACAUUUCACCUGUUGUUCACCUUGCCUGUGGUGUCACUUAUGUCAAUGAGCUCUUCAUAUUUAUCUGUAGUGUCUUUGUGCUCAUGGUCCCAUUUAUUUUCAUCUGCAUCUCCUAUUGCUUCAUUGUCAACACCAUCUUGAAGAUUCCAUCAGUUGAGGGGAAGAAGAAAGCCUUUUCUACCUGUGUCUCCCACCUAACAGUGGUUGUAGUCCACUAUGGUUGUGCAUCCUUUGUCUACCUGAGACCCUCAUCCAGGGUGACAUCAGUUAAAGAUGAGUUUAUAACAAUUACUUAUACCAUUAUUACCCCCUUGCUGAAUCCCAUGGUUUAUAGCCUCAGGAAUAGAGCUGUCCAAGUAGCCAUUAAGAAAGUGAUUGGUUGGAAAGAUUUUCCCCACAAAACCAUAUAA